AUGGGCGCUGCCCUGGCCACCGCUCCAAUGUCCACGCGGAAAAAGGGGGGAGGGGGAGGGGGAGGCCCCCUCGAACCAGGGUUCAUCGAACCCGAAUGUUCGAAUAUCUGUCGAGGAGAGGACACCGGUUGUACCAGGAACCGAGAACAAAGUACCGGGUACCAUUCACUCAGGAGGCCCCCCCCCUUGCCAGAUAAGGGCGGCCACCCCCCCUCCCCCCUCCCUCCCUACCUUCGUGAGCGUCUCGUCCCACAAACGAGCAGACGGAAAUCGCGAGUCCUCGACGUCCUGGCUAAUGAUGCUGCACGUUGCCCUCUCUGCUUAUGGAGAAUAUGUCGGAUCUUCGACUCUACGCCGUUCUCCACCGACUCGAUGGGGAGGAGAGAGAGAGAGGAUUCGUGCAUCAAGAUCGGAUCGAUUCUCAAGAACGAGAAAGUAAUGGCCCAUGAAAAUUCACGAGGUACGGAGCAGGGAGCGAGAUAGGCUGCGUGGUAAGGAAUAUUCCGUGCGUCGAGAAGGAGAGUGGUAUACGACUGGUAGGCUAGUCCUUUAUCCGGCCAGGUGAAAUUCGAAAAGAGUGGUGAUGCAGACGUGGAAGGUGCAGUCGCAGUGAAACGACCG
Apis florea (little honeybee) is the source of this 621-nucleotide messenger RNA. RefSeq lists its product as uncharacterized. The record is from RefSeq and is a predicted model, not a curated record. NCBI's taxonomy places the organism in Eukaryota, Metazoa, Arthropoda, Insecta, Hymenoptera, Apidae.